UAAAAACGCUUUACCGGAUCUUGCGAAAACACUUCGACCUAAUUCUGAUUGGACCAUAUCCCACUGUUUCCCUCUCUCAGGCUUUGACGGGUGGCCACGGAUUUGCUCGAAUUUACGCAAACGCUUUAGUGAAGAUGAAGAAAUGGAUUUUAUUAAACUGCUCGGGACUGUUCUCGCCGUUUUCUGCCACCCAGGAUUUACCAAAUUGGAACUCAAUGGCCAGAGGAUCUGCCGGCGUGGAACAGAGCGACCCUGCUACAGGAUCAACUACUUCCAGGACUCACGGCGGAGGGCGACCUUCGAUGAUGCCAGGCAGGCCUGCAGGACAGAUGGGGGAGAGCUCCUCAGUAUCGAGACUGACAAUGAGCAGCGCCUGGUGGAGAGGUUCAUCCAACAGUUGCAGGCCACUGAUGGGGACUUCUGGAUCGGGCUGCACAGAAGCCCACGCCACCGGGUGACUACCAUAGGCUGCCCUUCGCAGUACUACUGGCUGGAUGGCAGCAAGGCCAGAUUCAGAAACUGGCAUUGGGACGAGCCAUCAUGUGGCAACGAGAUGUGUGUGGUGCUGUAUCACCAGCCUUCUGCCCCCCCUGACGAAGGGGGGCACUUCAUGUUCAAGUGGAACGAUGACAACUGCAACACCAAGAACAAUUUUGUCUGCAAGUACUCCGAAGAAAAGUUGCCAGUGUUUACUGUGGCGUGGAAUUCAAUAUACACAGUUGCCCCAAUUAUAUCUCUAAUGCCAAACCUACCAUCAGCUACAGUGAGUGAUGAGAAGACAAAAAUAGGACUGUCUGAAUCAUCAGUAUCUCUUUCAGAUAAUGCCCUAUUUGUCACCUACAUUCUAUUUGCCACUAUCCCUAUUAUACUGCUGCUGCUUGUGGCUACAGGAGUCUUCUGCUAUAAACGGGCCGUCAAAAGGAGAAAGUCUCAAACAGACAGCUACCCUGAGCAAGAGCAAUGGGGUACAAUGUCCACAGCGGCCUGCAACAUCCAAGUACCCUAUGCCUACCAGGACAUCACCAAGUUUCAACCAGCCAAUCUGCAGAGCAUGGCACCUGAAACAAUCAAGAAGAUGUCCUUCUGUGCCUCCUCCUCUUUUGAUUCCCAGUGUGAUGAUUAUGAGAAUGUUUCAAACAAGGAGACAGUGACAGAUAGUGGCUUUGUGACCAAUGACAUCUAUGAGGCCUGCCAAGACCAGGGUCGGCACUAUCUCAACGAGACUGGAUGGGUGGAGAAUGAGAUCUAUGAGUAAUGUUGCUGUCCUGCAGUGCCUCUCUCUUUACCACAUGUCCAUUGGGCCAUCUGGACAUCUGACUGUUGUUGUCUCCAUUCAUCUUUCAUAUCUCCUGCUGGUGGGUUGUAUGGCAUCAUGUGACAUGAGACAGGAUGGACAGAUCCUGUGUGGUAUUAUAAAGUGUUCGCUUUAGGGUACGUCCAUUAACCGUACAAAGAAGCCCCAUUUGAGGCUUCCUGUGUGGAAGCUGAUGUCAGGGAACAGGACAAUAUCUUCGGAAGCUCGGAUGACAGAAGUCUGACCCCACGAUACCUCUGAGCAAUGGUCUCCCCCGCCUGCAAGAGAUGAUCCACCAAUUAUGUUUACCAAAGCCUCCACUGUAAUGACACCAAUUUGAGCUGGCUGGAUAUAGUCUUUAAUGUGCCUUGUCAUGGCUACACCAAAGUCCUGGUUGAAUAACAGUGUGUAGCAUUAGUUUAUUUGCCUAUUCCUAUGUCUUCAUCUGAUAAACAUUGUAGGAUAAUAGUGAAGACAUCAAAACUAUGAAAUA
Messenger RNA from Coregonus clupeaformis (lake whitefish), 1787 nucleotides. RefSeq names its product layilin. Gene Ontology annotation, molecular function: hyaluronic acid binding. Bases 143 to 1255 code for a protein of 370 amino acids. The transcript has 7 exons. NCBI's taxonomy places the organism in Eukaryota, Metazoa, Chordata, Actinopteri, Salmoniformes, Salmonidae. The record is from RefSeq and is a predicted model, not a curated record.